CUCCGACCCUACGGUUCCUCUCUCUCCCCAUUGGAGCAAUCCUUGCCUGACCCGGCCGGCUUCCAUCAUCUUACCCAGCUCAGCAGCCCAGCCUCAGCUCGAUCCCAAAUCUUCCUCGGUCAGCCCUCAGAAAAACCGCAUGUGGUUGUCGCUAAAAAUCCCCCGACAAUAAUAAGCACUGUAUCCCAGCUCAGAAUUGGCCAUCCUACGCGGGUCACCAGCAUUAUAUUACCCAAACUUCCCCUCCUCGUACCACAACGCAAACCAGAGUCGAGGAGCUUCAAUCCCUCCGAACUAACCAACCCACUUUCAGCUUACAUGUCUUCAUGAAUCCGCCGCCCAAUGAUGGAAUCAGCCCGGGCUCCUGGGACCGCCGACCUCGCUUCCGCUCACGGCCCGGACGAAGAAUGGUCCCCUUUAACAGAUGGCUUCGGAGGUUUUGUUGACAUUGGAACUCUUUCUGGUGGCUAUGGCCAAGCACCUCGACUUGAGACCCAACAUCUGUAUGACGAUGAUUUGAUCGGUGUCAGUAUGAGUCGGGUUCAGACCCACAUGAGAUCUCCAGAGACUCCUGUAGCCGAAAAGGCCAGAGCUCUCAAUCUGCCCGUCGAGUACUUCCACCGAAUAAUGGCACUUGCUGAAGAACCUGACAACGACAAUGACACCGACGAAGCAGACGACACCCAGCCUAGUACGCCGCACGCUAGCCCGAGGCCACCUGCACUCGACCAGGACAAUGCCGAACGAUCCGCCUCUCCCGGUAGAACAGAGACGAGAAGCUCCUCACACGAUUCGCUCUCCCCAAACCAGCAGGGCCAAUACUACAGCCAUCCCGUCGAUGAACCAAGUCUCCCCUGUGAUAGGACGUACUCAUACCAGACUUCGAAUGCAGAAGAUGCGGAUCAACCUGCAAGGCCACCUUGGGAGUACCAGUUCCCACCGCACCCGGUCCGGAAACCACCUGCGCCGCCUGAACAAACUCGGCGUUCUGAGAACGAUGUUUCACACAUUGACAGCUUUGAAGAAGGCCCCCCGUCACCGCAACUUCACAGAUCGUCCAUCACCAAGAACCUUUUAGCUGGGGCUGGAAGUGAGCGAAGGCGCAGUCUGUCGUCAGCUCCGACGAAUUUACUGUCCAAUUUGCGGAAACUGUUACCAGAUCUUCCGUCUGGACAUUUCAACAGGAGUUCCAUCUCUCUUUUUUUACCAACCAGCAACGGAAACUCUGGGCAGCAGAGUCCCAUCGGCGGGCAGACGACACCAACCAAUAGGUCAUUUCGAUGGUCUCUUCGCGAACCACCUCAAAGGCGGAGUACUGGGGACUCAUCUCGCAACAUGCAACCGGGUCCUGUACCAACGCACGACCUUGUCGCUGUGUCGCGGAGUCAGAUGGACGGCAACGUGGAAUCGCUGCUCUCACCGACCAGUCCGGCAUCCAACGGCAGCCGGGCACGUUCCAACUCUGAAGGAUCUCUUUACAUAAGAAGAAGAGUUUCUGGUGUGUCGGCGUACGACGACAUUAGCGCUUUUGCCCACGUUACUGAUAUGGCAAAUUCGCGAUUCAAAGCCAUAACAGACAGUUUCCAGAAUUCGACCCUGAAAUUGCCUCGGCUGCCCGCACUUCGACAAGUAGCGAAGCGACGCACUUCGCCCGACCAACUGAAUGGAGAGAUACCUCGAGGAAUCGACGAAAGUAGUGGCGAUGGACGAGGACAGACUUACCAGGACGCCUCGGUCAAGAAGAUACGGAAUGCAGCGAAGGGUGUCGAGGUUGAAACUCCGCAGCAGCGAGCACAUCCAAUACUGUCACAUGCUCUGUCACAGACCACCGGCGACGUGGUUAUUUUGGGUGGUUACAGAGGAUCGAUUUUGAGAUCAGCACAGCCUCCUCAUCGACAAGUCUGGGUUCCCAUCAAAGUUGGACUGAACAUGCGUAAGGUCGAUCUUGAAGUUGGUUUGACGCGCGAGGAUGAAGAGCGCAUGGAACAGACCAUCAUCCCAUCUGGCAUUCUUUCGCAUAUUGGCCCAAUCGACAUUUGUCGAAGGUUGCUCAAACAUAUGAAGAAAUGCCCGAAUACCCGUGAGAACAAACUCAGAGUCCACGACUGGGGCUAUGAUUGGCGACUAUCUCCGGAUCUUCUCAGUGGAAAGUUGAUCAAGUUUCUGGAAUCGCUGGAGUGCAAUCAUCCGGAGACGCCUCACGAGAGUCGAGGUGCCACCGUUAUCGCACAUAGUCUAGGAGGGCUCAUUACACGGCAUGCGGUCAACCAACGGCCCGAUCUAUUUGCGGGUGUGGUCUACGCCGGCGUGCCACAGCAUUGUGUCAACAUUUUGGGGCCUUUGCGGAACGGGGACGACGUCCUGCUCAGUUCCAGAGUCCUCACAGCCCAAGUCAAUUUCACGCUUCGAACCAGCUACGCCCUUCUUCCAGAAGACGGUCGCUGCUUCAUCCAGAAGCACACCAACAAGCGGUACGAUCUGGACUUCUUCGAUCCGCACGUCUGGGACGAAUACCACCUGUCUCCCUGCAUCAACCCUCCCAUACCACGCAGCCUCCGAGAGAAAGACGAACGUAGGAAGAGUAUUAUCGGAGCUCUUUCCGAAAGCAUUUCGGGGUCCGGCAAACGUACUUCGUGGUUUGGAAGUCAAGGUCCCCAGGGGCAAUCCUUGCAACAAACGGAUACGAGAGAAGUUCUGGAAGAAGCACACCAGCAGGCGGUCGACAAGGCCCUGGAAGCAGGACAAGACAUGGAAGGCAAUGCAGAAGGAAUGGUUGGACCGUCAAUGAAACAAUCUCAUCACCGAGCCAGCAUCGCGACUGCUGUAACGAUUCCGAGGGACCUUGCAGAGGACUAUCUGGAUCGCACGCUGGCGGAGGUGUCGGUCUUUAAAAAGCAGCUGAAAUUCAAUGCUAGCCACCAGGAAAACAAUCUUUACCCUCCCCACGCGUUUAUCUUUGGCAAGACGGUGCCCACCGUGUACGGGGCCAGGGUCGCCAAUAAGGAGGCGAUAAAGUACACGGAUGCGUUUGAUGAUCUGGCGUUUGCCGCUGGAGACGGGGUAGUGCUAGCAAGUGCGGCACAGCUACCAGAAGGCUAUCGUUGUGUCAAGGGGGGCAGAGUGGAGAGUGAUCGGGGACAUGUGGGAAUCAUGGGCGAUCUUGAAGGGAUGGGGCGGUGUCUGGAGGCAGUGGUCAAUGCCAGGGCUAAGGGCGUUGGUCUAGGAAAAUCAUAUGCUCGUCACGCCGGGGACUCGAGCGAUUAAUGAAUUGACGACUACGAUGAAGGUGGUGGCCUGUGGAUUUUGGAUAAGCGAUACCUAGCGAGUCUGUUUACUUGUACAGCUUCAUAUCUUGACAAACCUGCGAUUUGC
This is a messenger RNA of Cladophialophora immunda, 3372 nucleotides long. RefSeq lists its product as uncharacterized. NCBI's taxonomy places the organism in Eukaryota, Fungi, Ascomycota, Eurotiomycetes, Chaetothyriales, Herpotrichiellaceae. The transcript has a single exon. Gene Ontology annotation, molecular function: triacylglycerol lipase activity. Bases 343 to 3264 code for a protein of 973 amino acids. The record is from RefSeq and is a predicted model, not a curated record.